AUGAAUGUGCUUUCUCAGUUACUGCUCAUAAGGUGCGAAAAUGACGCUGAGAAAGCUCGAGAAACUGUGGUGAAGGCCUACGAUUAUCAGAACAUGAUCAAAAGAGUCGAAGAGAUUGUGAAUGAGCAAAUUCAGACGUUCCUCAACUCGAUCACCUCCAAUCGCGUGAAGCAAGUGGUGAAUGCCGGUGCGUCAGUAGCGCGCUGUAUAAAAUUGUGCUUCAUCGAAAAGAACAAAGACGGUUUCUGCUUCGAUAAGAAAGGCUGUGAACCGAACAUUGCCGAUCGUAACGCAAAACUUGCCAUAAAGCAAUGCUCACGUUUAAUAAACUGGAAGAAAGAAGCCAGCGACCUAUGCCUGUGUUCCAGCCAAGCAGGUGUUCAGUGA
Cooperia oncophora is the source of this 387-nucleotide messenger RNA. The record is from the annotation of a GenBank genome assembly. Lineage: Eukaryota; Metazoa; Nematoda; Chromadorea; Rhabditida; Trichostrongylidae.